Styela clava is the source of this 384-nucleotide messenger RNA. The record is from the annotation of a RefSeq genome assembly. NCBI's taxonomy places the organism in Eukaryota, Metazoa, Chordata, Ascidiacea, Stolidobranchia, Styelidae.
UUGUUUUGAGUUAUUAUUCUUUUUUUUAUUACUUUCCUCCUAAGGAAUUUUUAUUUAUUGGUGGGGACCAGGAUUGUUUUUUUGUUGUAUUAUUUUGGAAAUAAGAGCUUGUUGGCCCCCAAGGAGGAUGUAUUGGUUUUUAAUAAGGAGCUUGUUUACUAUGAAUGUGGGUUUGAGCUUUAUUAUUUUAAGUACAGGUUUUCUUUGCAGUACUUUAUUAUUGGAUUGUCUUUUAUAUUGUUUGAUUUGGAAAUUUGUUUAUUUUUACCGGUAAUUUUCGCUGUGGCCCUGAGUGGUGCUUCCGUAUACGUAAGUGUUUUAUUUAUUAUAAUUUUAUUGUUGAUUUUUAUUUAUGAAUUAUAUUUAGGGGUGGUAGGUUGAUAG